Molecule: messenger RNA, 1161 nt
Organism: Cetraspora pellucida
Lineage: Eukaryota; Fungi; Glomeromycota; Glomeromycetes; Diversisporales; Gigasporaceae
Source: the annotation of a GenBank genome assembly
AUGCUUACUGAAAAUCAGGAGGUAGUUCGGUAUGAUAAGGUUGGCCGUCCAUCACUGCUUUUCCAACACCCAGACCUACAUGACCAAAUAUAUACUUAUGUUGAAUCUGGAUCAGCUGAUCCAAAAAGGAGAAAAGAGGUGAUUAAAGUAAGAAUUAUUGAAAAUUUAUGUAAGAAUUUAGAGGAGAGAUAUAAUAUUUAUAUGGCACGAACAACAUUAAAUAAUUAUCUUUUAUCUCGUCAGGCUAAUUCAAUUGCUGCAAAAGCACAUAGACAUCCAGCAUGGGUUGCUGUAGCUGGGGUUUCACGUACAGAUACUCAAGAACAUCCUGACAGACAUUAUUGUCUUGCAUCUGUUAAGAUACCUGCUGUAGGUCGAACUUUUCAAACCUUACAGUCAAUUAAUGAACCUGUAGUUGUAGCUGAUUAUGAUUUUUCUGUAGGGCAUGGACAAAAAUUAAUUCCUUCUCCUACUGGUACAUCCUCCCUUACACAUAUGCAGGAUCUAAGAAGCCUUACUUUGGAUCCUCAAUAUGAUGAUGUUUUAAAAUUUAAUGAACAAAUUAAACCUAUUUGGAUAUUACUAGUAGACGGUGGGCCAGACGAAAAUCCUAAGCAUUUAAAAAACAUAAAGGUGUAUUGUCAGUUAUUUAAACAAUUUGAUUUGGAUUAUUUAAGUGUACGAACACAUGCUCUGAGGCAGUCAAAAUAUAAUCCCGUUGAAAGAGGGAUGGCGACGUUAUCUGGAAAACUUGCAGGUAUUACCUUACCAGUUGAUCACUUUGGCAAGCAUUUAGAUUCACAAGGCAAAAUUAUAGAUCCUGAAUUGGCUGUUCAAAAUUUUCGAUAUGCUGGAGAAAUUCUUUGCGAUGCUUGGAGUCAUGAUUUAAUUUUUGGAAAGUGUGUUCAUACUCAAUAUGUCGAUACAUUUACAAAUCCAUUUGAUAAUUUACAGUUCGAGGGUUCAGAAAAGGAAAUGAUCAAAGAAUUAAAAAGGCAAGAAAAGCAAAACCAAAUAAAUAUAGAAAAGGAAGAUGAAGCACCUGAUGUUUUAUUCCAUGGUCUUGAAUUGAAAAUCACUGCAACUUGUGCGCAUAUUCUACUGAUAUUAAAAAAUGCAAAGAUAUUAAUUGUUGUGAAGUGUUUAGAGCAAAAGAAGUGA